Molecule: messenger RNA, 1095 nt
Organism: Rhipicephalus sanguineus (brown dog tick)
Lineage: Eukaryota; Metazoa; Arthropoda; Arachnida; Ixodida; Ixodidae
Exons: 7
Coding region: 1-1095 (364 amino acids)
Source: RefSeq, a predicted model, not a curated record
AUGAGGCAGAUGCCUCGCGAGAUCCGCAACUUCGUCACCGUUGCACCGAUCCCAAAGAACGCCCAUCCCGAGCACAACCGUGGGAGGCGAGGGGUCAGAGCUACCACUAUUCUCAAGCAGACCCGCAGCGAGGAGCGCAGCGUCAGCUUCGUCGACGUGGCAGCGUACCGUGGGGGCCGCGCCUUCUCUGUGGUCGUCGUCGACUCCAAACAGCAAAUCACCACUGCGCAUCGGUCCGCACCGACGACCCGGCGAUUGCCGAGCAAGUCGCCAUCGCCCCUGCCAUCCUGGACAACGAAACGGAUGUCAUCUAUACGGCGACUCGAGGUCGAUCUUCGUGGCCUUCUGUGUCACUCCCAUGCUGACGGCUUUCUGGGAGCGGUGAUACCGAGCAGCUGCGACUUCGUCAUGGUCGACGUGCCACUCUCGCCACCUCAGAGACAUCCCUUGUACUCGUACAUGACGACCAUCAAAUUCACUUCAGCUUCCCUCGAAGGGCUCCUACUCCAGCACAUGAAAAGUGCACAAGGCACUCCGCUCCUGCUGGUGGUCGAACGAAGCGUGCUGCGCAGUACCGCCUUUACUUCACAAGCCGUCAUCAGGGGCCUUGUCCAGAAGGUGGUCGACAUGAAGGGUCACGGCGUUGUGCUCAGCGAUCACGAAAUUACGGAUGCCGACACCGCCGAGAUAUUGGAAGAUGCCCAGACCCUGUCCGAUGAAGUUCAGUCCUAUCACGGUCUGAUCAGAUACGACGUGUUUUUUGGAAACCGUUCAGCACUGGGGGCCAUGAUGCUGGAUGUAUCCAGGAAAUCAUCGAUUACCUUCGUGUACCGGAUGUCGGGAAUCAGCCGCACGUUUACGCACUUGUACUUCGACAACUUCUAUUCGAAGAAAAUGAAUGAAGAGAACUUGAGUUCGGUCAUAGACCGCGAUCUGAUCCAACCUAUGCGGCAACAUGUCGGUUCUAAGUCCGUCGUAAUCUCCAUGACGCUGAUGGCAAGGCAUUGUCCAAAGGAUACCGUGGUCAAAUUCCAGAGUAACGUCAACUGCGUCGACAUACCUCUGAAUUUGACGCAUUCAUUCCACAGCUGCUAA